AUGACCUCGGCGUACCAAGUAGCGAUGCGCUUUUCCUCCUUUGCGAUCGUGUCCGUCACUCUCUGCAGCCUUGUCUCCGCUUUCGUUCGUUCAACCAAUACCCCAUUGAAGAGCCACAUGAAGGCGGAUAACUAUGUUGAUCCAAAAAAAGUUUUGGUCUUCAAUUGUGACGGAAAAAUCUUUAGUUCGAGAAGAAUCCGAUCAGCAGCAAGAAGCGCCUGCAAGGUCAUCAGGAAGAAGAAUCGCAGCUUCUGGAACCCCAACAAUUUGAACCUAAAAGUCUAUGAAAGUUCAGUUAAAGUCGACACUAUCGGUGACACAAAUAUAGUGAGCGUUGAUAAUACCUUUAGUUGGCCAAUCAAAAGUGGAAUCUACCGACUUCUUCCAGCGAAAAAAGGUCGUUAUCGAAUAAUCUUGAACAUACGAUGUCGAGUUUUAAAUCUCAUGUAUAUCAAAAAAGGACAGUACAAAGCGUGCUCCCUCAAAACUUUGAGCCCCAAGACAUGA
Blumeria graminis f. sp. triticale is the source of this 507-nucleotide messenger RNA. Lineage: Eukaryota; Fungi; Ascomycota; Leotiomycetes; Helotiales; Erysiphaceae. The record is from the annotation of a GenBank genome assembly.